GAAUCCGCACCCGGCUUCCCCCGAUUGGACAAGAGAGCCGUUGGCGGCAUGCCUCAACUGACGGACACGGAUUCGCACCACAGCUUUCCAGCACACAAACCGGUCCUUCGGCCUCAGUCAUCCACUGGCUCCGGCGGUGGGAAUUUCACUCGUUUGUCCAACAUGGCCCCGGCUGACCUCCCUCAAUGCCCCUAGGCCGGUCCCCCAGGUGGGUCCUCUUUUCUUGCCAUUCCUCCAUCCAGCUCCAGUUCUCUUUCUCUCUCUCUCCUUCUUCCUCCAGACUCGACCUUUGCCUCACUCCAUCCAACCCUUCCAGUCCAACCUUCCAAUCCCUCCUCAAACCAUCACAAUGGCCUCCCGUGUCUUUGCUUCCCGUCUGGCUUCCCAGAUGGCCACCAAGGCUGCCCGCCCUGCCAUGCGUGCCCCCGUUGCCGCUGCCAAGCGCACCAUCACCACCGGCAGCCCCAUGCAGGCCAUGAAGCGCCAGACCAUCCAGGCUGCUGGCCGCAACGCCUUCCAGGCUCAGCGCCGCGCCUACUCUUCCGAGAUCGCCCAGGCCAUGGUUGAGGUCUCCAAGAACCUGGGUAUGGGUUCUUCCGCCAUCGGUCUGACCGGUGCCGGUGUUGGUAUCGGUGUCGUUUUCGCCGCCCUCAUCAACGGUGUUGCCCGCAACCCUGCCCUCCGUGGCCAGCUCUUCUCCUACGCCAUUCUGGGUUUCGCUUUCGUCGAGGCUAUCGCUCUGUUCGACCUCAUGAUUGCCCUGAUGGCCAAGUUCACCUAAAUUGCCUCUCGAGAGAUUGGAAAAGCUCCGGCCAUUGGAUGGAGCAACUAAUAUAAGGGGACGACGUUGGACCGUCCGCCACUUGGGGUUUGAUGGUUUUUCAAAUGCAAUUGGAGUGCCAACGUGCACGGAAAAAACAAGGAAGUGCAUCAUAGACGGUGUUAGAGGUUGGGGAAGGUGGUCAUCGAUGAAAAUGGUGUCCUCUGUCUCAAUAGAUCUUGGGUAACGCCC
Molecule: messenger RNA, 1012 nt
Organism: Trichoderma citrinoviride
Lineage: Eukaryota; Fungi; Ascomycota; Sordariomycetes; Hypocreales; Hypocreaceae
Product: ATP synthase protein 9 mitochondrial precursor
Exons: 3
Coding region: 350-781 (143 amino acids)
Biological process (GO): proton transmembrane transport; proton motive force-driven ATP synthesis
Molecular function (GO): proton transmembrane transporter activity
Source: RefSeq, a predicted model, not a curated record